Molecule: messenger RNA, 1221 nt
Organism: Eucalyptus grandis
Lineage: Eukaryota; Viridiplantae; Streptophyta; Magnoliopsida; Myrtales; Myrtaceae
Product: patatin-like protein 2
Exons: 7
Coding region: 1-1221 (406 amino acids)
Biological process (GO): lipid metabolic process
Molecular function (GO): glycerophospholipase activity; monoacylglycerol lipase activity
Source: RefSeq, a predicted model, not a curated record
AUGGAAAGAUCACCGAGUUUACCCCUUCAUCCUCCAACUUAUGGAAAUUCGAUCACCAUUCUGAGUAUCGAUGGUGGUGGGAUAAGAGGGCUUAUCCCUGGAACCAUUCUUCAUCUCCUAGAGUCAGAGCUUCAGAAACUAGAUGGCGAAGACGCAAGAAUCGUGGACUAUUUCGACGUUAUUUCUGGAACAAGCACUGGUGGCCUCGUUACUGCCAUGCUAGCCACUCCAGAUGAAAACAACCGCCCUGUAGUCGCUGCAAAAGAUAUCAAAGACUUCUAUCUCAAUCACUGCCCUAAAAUCUUCCCCCAAGACAGUUGCCCUUUCAAACCGGUUACGAAGAGGAUCAAAGCCAUGGCGGGACCCAAAUACAAUGGAAAAUACCUUCACAGUGUCGUGAGGGAGGAGCUUGGAGACAAAAGAUUGCACCAAACAUUGACAAACGUCGUGAUACCGACCUUCGACAUCAAGAGCCUUCAGCCAACUAUUUUCUCUAGCUACCAGCUGAAGAAAGAUCCAAGCAUGGAUGCCUUGCUCUCGGACAUAUGCAUUUCGACUUCGGCAGCACCAACUUAUCUCCCGGCUCAUCAGUUUGAAACUGAGGACUCCACAGGCAAAGUGAGAGAAUUCAACCUCAUCGAUGGGGGCGUUGCUGCAAAUAAUCCGACACUGGUUGCGAUGGGAGAGGUGACCAAGGCAAUCGUGGGAGGGAGUUCAGACUUCUUCCCUAUAAAGCCAAUGGAUUACCGGAGGUUCUUGAUGAUCUCCCUCGGGACCGGAACUACGAAGGCUGAGGGGAAAUACACGGCACCUGAAGCGGCCAAGUGGGGAGUGCUGCGUUGGUUGACCAGCGGUGGCUCCCCAUUGAUCGACGUCUUCAGUCAUGCCAGCGCGGACAUGGUCGACUACCACCUCUCUGCCGUGUUUCAAGCCCUACAACUCCACGACAAUUAUCUUAGGAUCCAGGACGAUACACUGAGUGGUGUUUUAUCAUCUGUGGAUGUGGCCACGAAAAAGAAUCUGAAUGACCUGGUCAAAAUUGGUGAGGCAUUGUUGAAGAAGCCGGUCUCUAGGGUUAACUUGGAGACCAGCGUGAGCGAACCCACGUCGAGCCAAGAGACCAACGAAGAGGCUUUGAGAAGGUUUGCUAAAUUACUCUCCCAAGAGAGACAGCUUCGCCACGCAAGGUCGCCUCACGGACAUGCCAAUACGCCAAAGUGA